Megalops cyprinoides (Indo-Pacific tarpon) is the source of this 5252-nucleotide messenger RNA. RefSeq names its product protein Shroom2-like. The record is from RefSeq and is a predicted model, not a curated record. Gene Ontology annotation, cellular component: cortical actin cytoskeleton; adherens junction; apical plasma membrane. NCBI's taxonomy places the organism in Eukaryota, Metazoa, Chordata, Actinopteri, Elopiformes, Megalopidae. The transcript is spliced from 12 exons. Gene Ontology annotation, molecular function: actin filament binding. Bases 147 to 5225 code for a protein of 1692 amino acids. Gene Ontology annotation, biological process: actin filament organization.
AAGAGACGGAUCUCGUCAGGUUGCGGACAGAGAAUUUCACCAUCGCCUUCAAUGAAAGACUGAAACAAACUGGAUGUAUUUGCCAUUCUGGGAUCAGAGGGAAGUCGGACCAGCCGAUAUUUUUCGAUCAGACGGGAUUUAAUACCAUGGAUGCCAUAGAUCACAGCACAGACCCGAGAUCUACAGGCAGAGAUUGCAAAAGAGUACAAGGACUGCUUCACCAAGAGGUGGAAGUGUUGGGGAGUUUGGAGCCGAGGUUCGGUGAUGGCGAGGGAUGGAGGCUGGUGGACGUUGUCCUCACCGGCGGGGCGCCGUGGGGGUUCACGCUCAGAGGAGGUCGGGAGCACCGCGAACCUCUCCUCAUAACCAAGGUGGAGGAAGGCAGUAAGGCAGCAGCCGUCCGGCUCCAGGUUGGUGAUGAGAUCGUCAACAUCAACGAGAUCCCGCUGAGCGGCUAUCGGCAGGAGGCCAUCUGCCUGGUCAAGGGCUCCCACAAGACCCUGACGCUGGUGGUUAGAAGGCAGAUGAAAAUGGUGGAUAUUGUGUCACAGAAAAUGCCCUCAGAAAGUGACGUUCAUGUGGCCAGGAGCUUUCUUACCAAGAUUUUGCGCAGUUCUAUGAGGAGAAACGAACCCGCGAGCAGACCACACUCCUGGCACUCGACCAAGCUCACCGAGAGCCAAUCAGAAGCUGUGAAAACGCAGUCAACGCCCGCGCCAGUCUGGCAGGCCAGAUAUGAUGCAAGUUCAUCCUCCAACGACCUCUCGGGCGGCUGGGACCAGACAAACCUGCGGCGAGUGUCAGAUCAGUUCAGCUCCCUGGGCAGCAUGGACAGCCUAGAGCACUCGCACCCCUACCUGCCGGGACGCCUCUCCCCGGCCAAGUCCAGCAAUAGCGUGGAGCACCUGGGGGGUGGGGGCGGCGGUAGCAAGCGGGACUCCGCCUACAGCUCCUUCUCCACUGCCUCCAGCACGCCGGACUACACCCUCUCCAAGAGCAACGCUGCCUCCACCGAGAACAUGCUGUACAAGGUGGGGCAGUGGGAGGCAGGGGGCCGGCACAGCAAUGGGAGGCACAGCCAGGGGGUGGGGGUGGGGGCGGGGGAGGGCGGGCGCCCGGACUACCUGCAGCUGCCCGGGGGAGGCGGGGGGCGGGAAAGCCCCCGGGGCGAGGAGCCGCCGGGGUCCCGGCUCUGCCCCUCCUCCGGGAGGUCCAACAUCGGCCCCGUCUGGCACGUCCCCGAGAAGAAGAAGGCCAAGGCCCCCUCCCCUCCCCCGCCCCUCCCCCCAGUGCGCAGCGACAGCUUCGCUGUGACCAAAGUUCACGAGAAAGGGCUGGUCAUCCCCUACCCCGAGGCACAGGCACAGGGCCGGGGGGCCGACCGGGGGUUCCUGGAGGGCCCCGAAGGCGGCCAGAGGGGCCACCACUUGCCUGAGAGGGUUCCCGACUCCCGUCACAGCUACGUCCCGCCCUCCAAAAACGACACCCUCCACCCCUACGCCCCAGCCGACAGCGGCUACAGCAGCAACAACCAGUUCAACUCCAGCAAGCAGUACUCUCUGUCCAGCACGGACGUGCGCCUGGGCCAGCCCCCGUACGCCUACGCCCCCCAGCACCAGCGGCAGUACAGCGAAGAGAGCACCUUCUACCCUCAGCCCCGCGUGGCGUCAGCGCCCAAACCCGCGGGCACGGGCGGCUGCUACUACAGCAGCAUGCAGGAGCUGCCCACCAACCCCGCCCACCUGUGCGGCCAGUCCCAGGCGCGCGCCUCCAGCGCCUCGCUGUCCGCCGAGCCGCCCGCCGCCGACCACGGCCCGCACAGCCGCUACUACUGCGUGACGGCGCGCCAGCCGCUGCAGAGCGUGGCGCAGGCCUCGCUGGUGAAGGUGGAGGGCUGGAGGAGCGACCCCGCCCCGCCCCCCGGCUCCCAGAAGCCCCACAAGCCCAAGCACCCGCCCAGCGCCCAGCCGUGCCCCGACGCCGAGGACAGCAACGGGCACUGCCCGCUCCCUGACCGGCCGGGCGCGCUCAUGGACACCCUGGUGCCGAAGCCCUACGGGGAGGAGAGGGCGGGGCCGAGGAGGGGCUGCGGGUACGGCGCCGAGAGCCACUACAUGAGCUACCCCCCCAGCAAGCACAGCGAGCAGAAGAGCGGCGCGGCCGGCCAGCAGAGGCGGCCCCAGCACGACCCCUGGCUGUCCCGGGAGGAGGGCGCGAUCUGCCCCCAGAAGACCCCGAUGCUGCACCGCCUGUCCCAGGACGGCAUGGGGGGGCCGGGCGGAGAGGAGGGCGGCCCCCACGCGGGCCCCGAGCCCCUGAACGGCAAGCAGGUGCGGCGCAGCGACCGCUUCGCCACCACCCUGCGCAACGAGAUCCAGACCAAGAGGGCGCAGCUGCAGAAGAGCCGCAGCGCCGCCACGCUGUCGGCGGCCGGCGAGGCCGAGGAGGACGCCGAGGCCUGGCGGGCGGAGUCAGCGGGCGCCUCCGCCUCCUCCUCCUCCGACGGCUCAUUCUCCAGCACCUACAAGGACCAUCUGAAAGAGGCGCAGGCCCGCGUGUUGCAGGCCACCUCCUUCAGGAGGAGGGACCUGGAGCCGCCGUCGCAGGAGCACCCUGCGGCAGACGCCGGGCCGGGGUACCCCUCCACCCGCAAAGAAGCUGCCGCGCCCCUGCCCGGGCUCGCCGAGGCCCUCCCGAGCAAGCCGGGCGGAGCCGGCGCACCGCUGUCCCGGAUCGGCGGCCGCAAGCGCUUCCCCAUGGAGAAGAGGGUGCGCUCGUUUUCGGAGCCUGACAAGAUCAACGAGGUGGGCGUGGAGGAGGACGCGCCCCGCUCCGAGGCCGCCGGCUCUCUCGCCGACCGCCGCAAGGUGUUCGAGGCCACCGGCAAGCCGGCGUUUUCCAAACCCGUGCCCAAACAAGCCCUGCAGGGCUCCUCAGGGGACUACGGCGAGGGGAAGCAGGGGGGCACGGCCCACCCAGCAGCCAGAGAGGGGUCGGGGGGUGGAUCGGGCGGACCCCUCCCGGGAGCGGAGGGGCAGUGCGGCCCCCUGCAGGAGCAGCAGCGUUUGGGCACCUUUGCGGAGUACGAGGCCACCUGGAACGUGCAGAGGAAGCCGGCGGAGGCGAGGGCUUCUGGGAGGUACCGCUCGGCCGACAACAUCCUGGACCCGGACCCGGACGAGCGUGGCAAGCCUCCGUACGUCCACGAGAGGUCCCGCUCGUCCCCCUCGGCCGAUUUCUACGGAGAGAACGUCCCGGUCCAGGUGAGGAAGACCACGGAGUAUUCUCAGGCGGAGCAACAACCUGCCGGACAGGAGGGGGCGACAACCAGGUUGUCUGACGCGGGCAGGGGUGAGACGCCAGAGGCGGAGCCAAGCGCGGAGCCCGCUGUGAAGGAGGAGCCGGAGAGCGGUGACAGGCCCGUCCCGCUCUCGCACCACCACCAUCCCCACGACGGGCCCGACCCGGGGGACCCUGCCGGGGCCCCGCCCCCGUACCGCUGCCCCGCCCCCGACCCCGCUCCGAAAAAGAAGGGCCCCGUUCCUCAGAGGCCGCCCCCUCCGAAACUGGACAAGUACAGGCGCCUGGGGAGCGCCUCCUCCCUGAGUGACUCUCAGGAGUCGCUGCUCCGAGCACAGGGGAGCACCCGAGCUGCCAGGCCCCUCUCUCCCGGCGCGGAGCGGCCCCUCUCCCCCGCCCGCGACUCCGCCCUCUCCCCGGGCCCCUUCCCCGGGAAGGACCCCCAGCAGGGUUCGGGGCCGGAGGACGAGCACAGGGACGCACACAGGGUCGCCUCCUACAAACCUGAGCCACCACCUCUCCCACCCUCGUCUUCUUCCGCCUCCUCCUCCUCUUCCUCCAAGCCCACCUCCCUCCUCCAACCUUCCAUGGAUUGCCAGCGCUCACCGUCUCCUCAGUUCGCCCCUCAGAGGCUCACAGACAGGCCCCCUGUCUCCCUGCACGACAACGCCCCCUCCAGCAUGGGGAAGCUGACGGAGGGCCACAGCGCGGUGAAAAAGGUUCCCGUCAAGAUCGUCCACCAGGCGGAGAGCAGCAUGGAGAGGGAGGGCCGGCCGAGCCCCCCGCCAGCCGAGCCCCCCGCCGGCCCCCAGCUGGCCCGCCUGGGCCCCUCCGAGCCAUCCUACUCCCUCUUCUCCCCCUACACCCGGCAGAGAGGGCAGGAGCCCGAGGGGGCUCGUGACCUGGGGCCCUCAGGGGCCCGCUCCCCGCCGGGGGGCCCCCAGGAGGCCCCGCCCGUGCAGGAUGCCGCCCGCGAGGUUGCAUCGCCCAUCGGCGGCAGCUCCGAGGAGGACAGGAAGAGGGAGGAGCUCGCCAGGGACAUUCUGGGCAGGGACAAGUCCCUGGCUGACAUCCUGGACCAGACCAAGAUGAAGACCACCAUGGACCUGAUGGAGGGCAUCUUCCCCCAGGGGGAGCAGGUGCUGGAGGAGGCGCAGCAGCGCCGCAGGGCGGCCCCCAAGCAGAGCUCCCCCAGGAGCACCGAGGAGCGGCAAGAGGAGGACAACCUGGCUGCGGCAGUUGGCUUAGUUACUAGCUCCUCCUACUACAGCACGUCAGCGCCGAAGGCGGAACUGCUAAUCAAGAUGAAGGACAUGCAGGACCAGAUCGAGGAGCAGGACUCUGAGGACGAGCUGGACAUUGACCUGGCCAACAAGAAGCACGAGCUGAUUGACAGCCUGAGCAGGAAGCUGCAGGUCCUGCGGGAGGCGCGCGAGAGCCUGCGGGAGGAUGUCCAGGCCAACAACGCCCUCGGCGACGAGGUGGAGGCCACCGUGCAGCGGGUGUGCAAGCCCAACGAGUUGGACAAGUUCCGCAUGUUCGUCGGGGACCUGGACAAGGUGGUCAGCCUGCUGCUGUCGCUGUCCGGCCGGCUGGCCCGGGUGGAGAACGCCCUCAACAACCUGGAGGAGGGGGCGUCGCCAGGAGAGAAGCGCACCCUGACGGAGAAGCGGAAGCUGCUGAUUUGCCAGCACGAAGACGCCAAAGAGCUGAAGGAGAACCUGGACCGGCGGGAGCGCGUGGUCUACGACAUCCUGGCCAGCUACCUGAGCGAGGACGACCUGGCCGACUACGAGCACUUCGUCAAGAUGAAGUCGGCGCUCAUCAUCGAGCAGCGCAAGCUGGAGGACAGGAUCAAACUGGGGGAGGAGCAGCUGAAGUGCUUGACGGACAGCCUGCCCCUGGAUCAGAGGACGCCCUACUGAAGGCCCUGUCUGUCUGCAGUGGCACUC